AUGUCAUCAGUUCUUGAUCAAAUUAAACAACACACCACCAUCGUUGCGGAUUCUGGUGAUUUUGAAAAUGCUACUACGAAUCCAUCGUUGAUAUUAGCCGCUACACAAAAACCAAAUUAUGCUAAAUUAAUUGAAUCGGCCGUCGAUUAUGCAAAACAAAAAGAUGAAUCCAUUGAUGAGAAGGUUGAGUGGGCGAUGGAUAAAUUGUUGAUUAAUUUCGGAGUAGAAAUCUUAAAAAUUAUUCCGGGAAGAGUUUCAACUGAAGUGGAUGCAAGACUUUCUUUUGAUAAGGAAGCAACCAUUGAAAAAGCGAGACGUCUUAUUAAACUUUACGAGGAAGCUGGAAUUAAAAAGGAAAGAAUAUUGAUCAAGGUUGCAUCUACUUGGGAGGGAAUUCAAGCUGCUCGUCAGUUAGAACAAGAAGGAAUUCAUUGCAAUCUCACUCUCCUCUUCUCAUUCCCUCAAGCAGUCGCUUGUGCUGAGGCGGGAGUGACAUUAAUUAGUCCAUUUGUUGGACGUAUUCUUGAUUGGUACAAGAAAAGCACUGGCAAAACAUAUGAAGCCGCUGAAGAUCCCGGCGUUCAAUCUGUAACUAGGAUUUAUAAUUAUUAUAAGAAUUAUGAUUAUAAAACGAUUGUAAUGGGUGCUUCUUUCCGUAACACUGGCGAGAUUGAAGAAUUAGCUGGUUGUGAUUUCUUAACCAUUAGUCCCAGUUUAUUACAUGAUUUGAAAGAAGACAAAAAGAAAAUUGCAAGAAAAUUGAGUCCAGAAUCAGCUAAAGCGACUUCAGAACCAAAAGUCACCUUUGACGAAAAAACUUUCCGAUGGGAACUCAAUCAGGAUGCGAUGGCCACCGAAAAACUUUCUGAGGGUAUUCGUAAAUUCGCUGAAGAUGCAGUUAAAUUAAAAGUUCAAUUAAGGAAAUCCUUGUCUUAA
Molecule: messenger RNA, 936 nt
Organism: Funneliformis mosseae
Lineage: Eukaryota; Fungi; Glomeromycota; Glomeromycetes; Glomerales; Glomeraceae
Source: the annotation of a GenBank genome assembly